UACAUUCAUCCUUAAAUAAUGGGCUUACAGCAGCAGGAGGUUUGCAUAUAUAUAUAUAUAUAUAUAUAUACACGACACGGCGCCUCAGAUAGUGAAAGACUGCCGAGGCGUCCUCCGAGUCUUCAGCGAUGGCUCAAUCGUGCGAUCCGCGGAGCGGAGUUUCCCCGUGACCGUGGAUGACGAUGGCUCGCUCAGCUAGGAGAACCUCGCCUUCAACCCGACCCACUCCCUUCAACUCCGCCUCUACAAGCCUCGCGGGACCCCGGCGGACAGCCUGCUUCCCCUCGUCCUCCACUUCCACGGCGGCAGAUUCUGCAUCGGGUCCUUCACGUGGCCCAAUUUCUGCCUCCGAUUUGCAUCCACCCUCCCGACGAUCGUCGCCGCCGUGGACUAUCGCCUUGCUCUGGAGUACCCGCUCCCGGCGGCGAUCUACGACACCUUCGCCGCGGUCGACUGGCACCCCCGUCUCGUCGGCUCGAUUGCGGAUCUCCGGCUCGGGAGACUCCGCAGGGGCAAACAUCACCCACCACCUGGCGGUCGGGCUGGCCGGAAAGGGCCUCUCUCCGGUGACCGUGCGAGCGUUCGUCGUCUUGAUGCCGUUCUUCACGGGCGAGGAGGGAACAGCGUCGGAGAGGGAGUGCCCGGCGACGGCUUUCCUUAACCUGGAGGUCAACGAUCGGUACUGGAGGGUUGCGCUGCCACGAGGCGAGACGCGGGACCAUCCGGUGGCGAACCCGUUCGGGCGGCGGAGCGCGGACCUUGGUCCGGUGGAGCUCGGCCCGAUUCUAGAGGUGGACUACGCUCGGGGGCUAGAAAGGAUGGGCAAGCGCGUGGAGCUCGCUGAGUUUGAGGGAGAGCAGCGUGGGUUCUCCACCGUCGAGCCUAACUCGAUGGCCGCCCGCGCGCUCUUGGAUCGGGUCCAGCACUUCGUGAAUGAGACUUCUUGAUAUGG
Molecule: messenger RNA, 952 nt
Organism: Nymphaea colorata (pocket water lily)
Lineage: Eukaryota; Viridiplantae; Streptophyta; Magnoliopsida; Nymphaeales; Nymphaeaceae
Product: probable carboxylesterase 15
Exons: 1
Coding region: 177-947 (256 amino acids)
Molecular function (GO): hydrolase activity
Source: RefSeq, a predicted model, not a curated record